Messenger RNA from Prinia subflava (tawny-flanked prinia), 3767 nucleotides. It is a transcript of the gene CENPA, whose product is annotated as centromere protein A. The record is from RefSeq and is a predicted model, not a curated record. Gene Ontology annotation, cellular component: nucleosome. Lineage: Eukaryota; Metazoa; Chordata; Aves; Passeriformes; Cisticolidae. Gene Ontology annotation, molecular function: protein heterodimerization activity; structural constituent of chromatin; DNA binding. Bases 2916 to 3296 code for a protein of 126 amino acids. The transcript is spliced from 8 exons.
GCGGGGCCUCCGUAGAACGGCUGCAGAGCCGGGACUGCGAGUCCCGUCAUGCCCCGCGGCCCCUGAGAGCGCAGUCGGCGCCGGGAGUGUUCCCUAAGGACGGUCCCAGCCGCUCCCCAAGUGCUUCCCUGAACCGGCUGCAGGGGAAUCUGCUCUGCACCUGCAGCACAUCCUCACCUGGGGAGCUACUCAGGGAGGAGGGACAACAGCAGUGAAAGGGACCAAAGGAGGCAUCAGCAGAACAAGAAACAUUUCCCAAGCUCUAGCUGAUGUCCAGUGAACUCAAAUGGGAGAUCAGAGGACCCUUCUGCUGUGGGACUGCUGGGGGUUGAAGAACAGCAGGUACUGAUGGCCAGCACAGCAGUGUCCCAUUAGCAAUGUGGUACCGACUGGGACUUCAGGACCCUGUCCAUGAGCUGAUCCGUGAACUGGAGAGCUGGGCGUGCUCAGCAAGACUCACCCUUCAAUAGCCCCACACGGCCCCUGCCUGAGUCCCGUGGACAGUGGGCACUGACAGUGGACUGUCAUGGCCUAAAUGAAGUCACACCAUCACUGAGUGUUGCCCUGCUGGACAUGUUGGAACUUCAGUAUGACUGGGAGUCCAAGGCAGCAAAAUGGUCCGCCAUAGACAUUGCCAAUGCAUUCUUCUCUGUUCCUCUGUCAGCAGAUUCCCAGCCCAGGGGUCCCUCUUUGGGUCCUCAGCCCUAAGGCUGCCCCAAAUGGGGCUUUAGCCUCUCUAUGGCCCCCUGCCCACACAGGUGAGCUUGGUGGCCACCUUGCUUACUGCUACCUUCAGGUCCAUGGGGCCCCUGGGGGUCCCUGGUGAGGAGGGAGCAGGGGCUGAUAAUGGAGCUCUGUGCCCAGUCACAUGGGGGGGAUGUCCCACUUUCAGGGGUCUCAAUCUUAUGGGGAGGGGGUGUCCAGUCCAAUGAUUGAGUCCCCUAAUCCCAUGGGAGGAGGGGGUGUGUGUCCCAAUUCCAUGGGGAAGGUCUCAGUUCCAGGAAUGUAAAUCAGUUACAUGUGGGGGUCUCAAGGCCAUUAAUUUGGAGGGAGGGGGUCCCCCAAUCCUGUGCAGAGGGGCCCAGAUGCCUGGAUGAGGAUUCAUUCCAUGAAGGGUUAUAGUGUCCCCUGUCCCAUUGACGGGGUCCCAAAAAUAGUAAUGGAGGAAGGAUGCUUUUGCCCCAUCCGUUUGCCACACUUUUUUGCCCCGCCCCCCCAUAUUCAGGGUCUUCCCCCCGUCUAUUUUUUGUCUCCCAGAGGAACACAGGACCACUAAAAGGAUGUCCCAGCUGGCCACAAAGAGUCCGGACACCUCCUGCCACCAGGCACAAACAUUGGGGUUGGGGGAUAGGAUGGGAACAUGGGGGACACAUGGGAGACAUACGGACAUAGUGGGAUAUGUGGGGGGACAGGUGGGAUAUGAGGGACAUAUGGGGGACCUUGGGGACACGUGUGACAUGAGGGAGAUGGGGGGACGUGGGGAUACAGGGUGGCAAUGAGGGUCCAUGGGGAGAGGCAGUGUUGGAAAUGAUGCAACUUCUAAAUUUUUAAACUAACUUUAGUCAGGGGUUUUGUUCGUUAUUGCUCAGGGGGAAGGGAAUGGAAGUUUCUUUUCAAGAGACUGUUCCCCAGGCAAGGCUUGAUGAGUUUGACAUCUCAAUGGACUGGGAGCUUCCAGAGGAUGCACAAGAGGUGAGCGACCAUCAAUGCCUGAACAUCCUUCCUAGUGUGUCAGAGACACCUGGUCUGGGAAAAAUCAAUAAGAGGACAAAAAAUGAGGACCUAAUUAGCAUUGAAGGCAAAGUGAUUGAUCAAUAACCAAUAGGAAACCAAAUACAAAGUAUUCUGUAACUUGUGGCCUAGGAACAUUGAACCAAUGAAUUUUUCUGGGUUUUGACUGUGUAAAUAUGUGAAAAAUAUAGUAAACAGCCAUGUAUGAUGGACUGGUUUUCUCUGCACAACCCAAGCAAUGUGUGGAUGAAAUUAUUUCUGUUGCACAUUCUGGCCAGAACAACAUCCUGGCCAGAAUAAAGUAAUGCCUUAAUUCUCUAAUACUAAAAAUGUUUUUGGAGACUUUUUGUUUUUCCUGCAGUUUUGGUGACAGCAGGACAGUGCCUCCAUGUCCCUCUAUAUCCCCCCACAUCACCUGUGUGUCCUUUUCCCCGAGCUGGGGGGAACAGCUGCAACCCUCAACUGAGCUCCACUGGCCACAGGAAGGCACUGGGAGCUACUGGGACCAUGGUGGGGGGUACUGGGAUCACAACUAGGGUAACUAGGAUCAUACAGGGAACAACUGGAACCAUGCUGGAGAGUGACAGGGAGUAAGGGGAAUCAUACUGGGAGUGAAUGGGAGCAACUGGGACUGUGCUGGGAUCAUACUGGUAUCACAGUGGGAGUGACUAGGAUCAUACAGGGAAUGACUGGAACCAUACUGGAGGUGAUUGGGAGCCACUGUGACCAGGGUCAGAAGGAUCCAGCAAACUCCAGGCCUUGGUGCUGGGACAGCCCUGGAACAGAUUCCCUGGGGGGAACCCAUGGCACAGACCAGAAAACCAGGGCCCUGGGAACAGACAGGGCUUGGGAAAGGCAGGUCCUGCCUGACUCACCUAGUCUCCUGCUGUCGCCAGGUGUCCCAGUGAGUGUUGGACGUGUGGUCGUGUCUGCCUGAAGCUCAGCAAAGCCUUUGGCACUGCCUCCAGCUCCCUGCCUCUCCUGGAGCACCUGCAGCUCCUGGCUGGGACAGUUGUAAACCUUGACUGACCCCCACUGGUUACUGGGAGGCACAGGGAGCUACUGCGACCAUGUUGGGAGCCAACUGAAGACACAUUGGGAGCAAAUGGGAGAUGCUGGAACCAUGUCAGAGCCCUGCCGGACGCCUGGAAUCGCCCUGACACCGCGGUGGACUCGGCCGAGCCAUGCCCCGCCCCAAGCCCACCCCCCGACGCCGGGGCCAGCCCCCCGCCCCGCCAUCGCCCCGGCCGCGGGCACGCAGGCGCCGCCCGGGUCAGCGGGCAUUGCAGGAGAUCCGCAAGUACCAGAGCAGCACCCGCCUGCUGCUGCGACCCGGCCCCUUCGCCCGCCUGGUGCGGGAGCUCUGCCUGCUCUUCACCCGUGGGGUCGAUUACCGCUGGCAGCGCAUGGCCCUGCUGGCCCUGCAGGAGGCGGCAGAGGCCUUCAUCGUGCGGCUGCUGGAAGACGCGUACCUGUGCUCACUGCACGCCCGCCGAGUCACCCUGUUCCCCAAAGAUCUGCAGCUGGCCCGGCGCCUGCGAGGACUUGAGGGGGGAGGAGUCUGAAUGGGACUCUUCUGAGCCCCUGCAGAGACUCAACCUCCUAGGGCCCUGUACCAGGACCCCCACCCUGGAGCUCUCUCCUGACAAUCUCACACCCUAAUCUUACUGGGACCUCCUAUGGGACCAUCAUGCUGAGACCUCCCCCACGCUGGGUCCUCCAAGCUGGGGCCCUGUCCUGACAUGCCUGAUCUGAUUUGGGAUCCACUUCCCCGAGACGCCCCAUGUGGCUCACCCCACAGACCCCCCUAUUACACCCCCACCUCAGGAUCCCCAAUAACCCCUUCAGGGACCCAUCCCAGGAUGGACGUCCCCUUCCCUAGUCCAGCACCCCUCAGAUUACUGACGACCCCUACCCGUGAUCCCCUUGGGACCCCCUCAUCAGAAUGCCAGUCCCAGGGUAAUCUAUCCAGGACCUCCACCCUACUGGAGACCCUCCCAGUUCUGCUGCACCCCAGUGAAUUAAUAAAUGUUUGU